Molecule: messenger RNA, 938 nt
Organism: Tuber aestivum (summer truffle)
Lineage: Eukaryota; Fungi; Ascomycota; Pezizomycetes; Pezizales; Tuberaceae
Source: the annotation of a GenBank genome assembly
CGAGCAUCUCCUCUCCAUCGCACAACUAUGUUGUCUACAACGCGUUCCCUCGCACUACGAUGUACGUCUCCCUUCCACAAAUCUUUCUCCCAGGGGUUCUGACGAAUUUCACCAAGCAGCGGCAAGAAUUCUCCCGGCAACCCCCCUCGCUACUCGGUCACUCUCAACUCCAACUUCUCUUGCCCCACGCGAUGCAUCCUCCAUCGAUCGCUCGAAUAGGCGAGAGGUCCUCCUUCCUAGUCAAGUGCCCAAAAAGGGUAUCAUGCAAUACGCCUUGUAAUGCUACCCACUUCCUUACCCCUCAAGUCUACCGCUAAUGAAAUUUAGGACAACCCUCGACCAAGUCACAAAUUGGGCCCGCCAGGGCUCCCUGUGGCCCAUGACCUUUGGGCUCGCCUGCUGCGCUGUGGAAAUGAUGCAUCUGUCAACGCCCCGCUAUGACCAGGAUCGUUUGGGGAUCAUCUUCCGUGCCUCCCCCCGCCAGUCCGACGUUAUGAUCGUCGCGGGUACGUUGACAAACAAGAUGGCGCCAGCGCUGCGUCAGGUGUAUGAUCAGAUGCCCGAGCCCCGUUGGGUCAUCAGUAUGGGUAGCUGCGCGAAUGGAGGUGGAUAUUAUCAUUACAGUUACUCGGUUGUGCGGGGAUGUGAUAGGAUUGUGCCGGUUGAUGUUUAUGUCCCCGGAUGUCCGCCGACUAGCGAAGCUUUGAUGUAUGGGAUUCUGCAGCUACAGAAGAAGAUGAGAAAUACUAAGGUUUGAUAUUUUCCUGACUCUUUAGCGGGUGGUUUGGCUGACAAAUGUAUGAAUAGAUUACGAGGAUCUGGUACCGCAAGUAAAUGGUGUCCAGCCUUGCUGGUGGAGGGAAGUGACCACUUUGGCCGCCGCUUGAAGUGAAAGUCGAUGUGUACACUGCAAUACCAAGGUCUACAUUUUUUCUUCU